This is a messenger RNA of Neopsephotus bourkii (Bourke's parrot), 917 nucleotides long. RefSeq names its product U6 snRNA biogenesis phosphodiesterase 1 (gene USB1). Gene Ontology annotation, cellular component: nucleus. Gene Ontology annotation, molecular function: 3'-5'-RNA exonuclease activity. The coding region runs from base 38 to 814 and encodes 258 amino acids. The transcript has 7 exons. Lineage: Eukaryota; Metazoa; Chordata; Aves; Psittaciformes; Psittacidae. The record is from RefSeq and is a predicted model, not a curated record. Gene Ontology annotation, biological process: U6 snRNA 3'-end processing.
CACCGGCAGCAGCGGCCCGGAAAGGCCCGGCAGAGCCAUGAGGGCGGCGCUGGUAGAGUACAGCAGCUCGGAGGAGGAAGAGGAAGGGAGGCACAGCGGGGGCGACGAACAGGGGCCUUCUAGGGCCGGCGCUGUGCGGCACCGCCUGCCGCUGCCCGCUGACCUGCCUGGCGAUCUGGAGCCGGAGGAGGCCGUUACCGAUGACAGUUCCCGUCACGGCGGCCGCGUCCGCAGCUUCCCGCACGAGCGGGGCAACUGGGCCACCCAUGUCUACCUGCCCUACAGGGUGCGGGAGGAGUUCCUGGAGCUGCUGGAGCUGCUGAUGUACCGCGCCCGCAGCCACGUCCCGUCGCUGUCGGCGAUGGAGGAGUUCCACCUCAGCCUCUCGCAGUGCGUGGUGCUGCGCUACCACUGGAUACAGCCCUUCGUGAGCGGCCUCAGGGCGCGCCUGGCUGCCUUCCACAGGUUCUUUUGUGUAGCUGACCAAGUGAAGGUUUACACCAACCAGAACAAGACCAGGACCUUUAUUGGCUUGGAGGUCACUGCUGGGCAUUUCCAGCUGCUGGAGCUGGUCUCAGAGGUAGACAGAGUUCUGGAGGAAUUUGACCUUCCUACGUUCUACAAGGACCCAUCAUUCCACAUCAGCUUGGCCUGGUGCGUUGGGGACCUGUCGGACAGGCUGGAAGGGCAGUGCCUGCGGGAGCUCCAGGACAUCGUGGACGGGUUUGAGGACUCGGCACUCCUGCUGCGUGUCCAGUGGGAGCAAAUACACUGCAAGUCAGGGAACAAGUACUUCUCCUUCCCCUUGAGGUAGGGGCCCUUGGGACUGUGCAUGUCAGUCCUGAAGAGCUUGAUGUUUAACCAAGAAGAGAUCUGCAGUGCAGCUCAGAACUUUGCGUGCUCUCACGCACUUCCCA